This is a messenger RNA of Stegastes partitus (bicolor damselfish), 1713 nucleotides long. RefSeq names its product WD repeat domain 93 (gene wdr93). The record is from RefSeq and is a predicted model, not a curated record. Gene Ontology annotation, cellular component: respiratory chain complex I. The transcript has 13 exons. Gene Ontology annotation, biological process: electron transport chain. Bases 1 to 1539 code for a protein of 512 amino acids. Gene Ontology annotation, molecular function: protein binding. NCBI's taxonomy places the organism in Eukaryota, Metazoa, Chordata, Actinopteri, Pomacentridae.
AUGGAAGCAGCUGACAAAAUUAAGAAAUUGAGGAAGGCAACACCUACUUUGGAACUACCCAGUGUCACACAGCUUCCAGAGAGCACCAAUUGCCUUGCAUGCUCGGAGGAUGGCAGGUACCUCUGUCUGGGUCACUGCCGAGGCUUGUCUGUGUGGUCCGCGUCUUCUUUGACCUGUGUUUCUGAGUGGCUGCAGGACAGGCUGGAAAUUACAUCUGUUCAAAUGACCAGAAUAGCUGAAAUGACCUAUCUGCUUGGUACUGUCGAUGAUAUGGGUGUUGCCAGAGUCUUUGCUCAUCACUCUGAUGUCAUCCACCUCUUUGGUGUUAUUAACAUCAUGGAAGAUGUCAACAAAAGGAGCAUUUGUUUGACGUUUGAACUACAUGAAGGGGGACAUUAUGGAGCUGCGUCAGUCAGCUGUAAUGGUGCUGCUUGGCUUGAGGUCUAUCACUUCCCAUCAGCAGCAUGGCUGGAGGAGUUAGAAAGGGCUUCAUCACAAAAACAGGACCCAAACUCAUCUGGAGAAGUGGAUGUGAAAUGGUCUCCAGUUGCAGUGAUGAUCAAAAUCAAGCCACCCAAAAUUCUAGCAGGACGGCCAUUAGAUGGUCCACCUGAAGUGUCACAGACAACAGACUAUUUGGCACACUGUGUGGCUUUGGACGUUAUCAUGAACAGCAGUCGUCAGUGGCAGAAGACGUCUUUCAAUGUGGAACCAAUGCCUGAUGUGCUGUGGCCACAUGCAAAGGAAAUCCUCUGCUCGGCUGUUAGUAGAUGCACUCGUUACAUAGCUCUUGGGCUGGAUGAUGCUCUGGUGUGUGUCUGGGACAGACUAUCUGGGGCGCCACUGGCUGUUGUCUUAGUUCCAGCAGAAAACAGUGCUUUCAUCAGGAUGCAGUUUACAGAUUACUGGUCUGUGUGUGCUGAUGAUUCCGAGAUUUUUACUGCAGAAAAAGUCCAUCUUUUGUUGUUGUGUAAAAGCGGAGAAAUUCACACCGUGACCACAGGACGAGGGACACAGUCCUGCACAACGCAGCUCACUGAAAGGCCAGAAGACAGCAGGGACUUCCCAUCUGUCAUUACCUCAGUACCAUUUCUCCAGGGUUUGUCACUUGUGGUAAAAAGAAAUGGAAAAAUGUUCCUCCAAGAUGUUAUCAACAAAACCACUGUGUGCUUCUUGACUCCUCCCACAACCCAUCUGGUUUCGACUCCCUGCAGUCCUGUUUAUGCGCUGAACGCCAAGCUGCAAACUCUGUUCAUACGAGGUGACCAGGACACCAGCUGCAGUGCUUCUUCCGAGGACAGCAGCCAGAGUCAGCUUUUCAUCUUCCGUUUCAGAGAGUCUGGCAUCACUAAACAGUUUGUUAUUUCACACCCAGACUCUCCACAACAACAAAAAACACUGAGCUAUGACACAUUAGAAGAAACCUGCAAUGUCUACCUCCAGCAAAGAGCUCUGUCUGUGGCUGAAAGGACCAGAGAUAUAAUGAAGACAUGGGAGCGGCUACAGGAAACUGCAGUGACAUUACAACAAAGACAGUAGAGCUGCAGCCAGCUGAAGAACUGCAACAAAUCAUCUAGGUACUACUGAGAUACUACAAACCUGUCUGGAUUCCGACCUGCUUCACUGCAUGAAUCUCCUUGACACACAGUGCUAAUUCACAAACAGAUAUCAUUUUUGCCAUUUGAAAUAUUUGCAAGCAGUGUAGAAUAUGGA